UCUAUAGUCGCUCUUGAAGUAGCGAGUAGCGCCGUCUUUGUUUACUGAUCGUUAUCGUGCAAUUAUAAAUUGCGAGAUGCACGUUUUUGGAGAGACGAUUAUAGCCCCGGAUUCUUGGUACCUAUUCUCAUUUUAUGGUUAUCCCUUCGCGGAGCUUCUAACCUAGUAGGUAAUGCUCGUGUGUACAGCCGCAGGCGAUAUUAAAAAGAAUCGGCCGACUCCGAGAUUGCAUCGCAUUUCGAGGCUAUAACGAAGGCCCGAGAAAAGUCAUAUCAUACGACCCUCACACUUAGUAAACAAUGCAGCCCAGUGUCUCCCGGUCCUUUUCGCCUAAGCCUAAAAAAUCGACUCAAAACGAGUGUCGCAGACGAAAGAAAAACAGAAGGUUCAAAGAACAAAGUGGUCAACCCUGUUGCCCGAUUCCUCGGCUUUUCAGAGAAAAAUAAACACAUGCGCGCGUGCGUACACAGCUGGCGCUCGCUAGACUAGACAACUGAAUGCAUUUCCAUUGCACAUAGCCAUAAUCAGCGAGUCGGGGCAGAAGAAAGAAAAAUCACAUUUUCUGUCCGUGUAGCAGCACUUCGCUCACGCUUCUCACUCGUCGUACAAGUGAUUAUUGUAUCAAAUUGUACCACGAAAGCCUGCAAGAAAGAGAGGGAAAGUAUCAUUACAUCGGAUCGGCAGCAGUUGUAGAGAGAGAGAGAGAGAGAGAGAGAGAGUGAGAGAGAGAGAGAGAGAGAGAGAGCGAGCGAGCAGCCAUAGGUAUACGUGUGUGCACAGCACAGCACAACCAUAGUAUAGGACCCGAAAAAACACGACUUGUGAGUGCAGGAGAAGCGACGAGGAAGAGGCGCGUUGUCUACAGCACCUAGUUCGCCUUAUUAUAGCUGUGAGCGGCAGGAAGCCAAUAAUAGGGAACAUAGAGAGUUGGUAUUAACCUGAAGAACAUCGUCGUAGUGGUUAGUGGAAGUCGUUCGCAAGAGAAAGAUCGAUGCUCGCCGCGAAUUGGAGGUUAGGCUGCGUCGAGCUCCCGAUGCUGCUGCUCAGGUAAACGGACAAGACACGACUUCCCAGCGGUUUUCUGGCUGGAACGGUUUACGAGAUCGAGCUUUCAAACGGACGAGGAUUUAGGAUCGACGAGCUGUACAUCAGUGUUGAAGGGCUGAGGAGAGAGAAUCACUAGUCCAGGAUAUAUUUUGUAUACAUUUAGAAGCUAGAGCAAGAAAGAGUCGAGGUCUCCUCAUUAGUGGCUCAAUGAAAUUCGCAGCUUUUAAGUGCCUUCCUGCGGCAAAGGUAGUGGCGACGACGAAUGCUGGCGUCCAGCAGCAGCAACAAGAAAGGAAGAGGCUCUCUGUAGCCAAGUCGUCGUCGUCGUCGUCGUCGAGUUGAAAAAAAGCACCUCUCCCGAAUGGAUGAUGCUCGCUGGCAAUGAACGGCAUGGAGAGACAUGGACAUGGACACGGCAAUUCGCACUCUCACCAUCAUCGUCACCACCAUCAUCACCACCAUCCAUCUCAUCAUCACUCAGACAGUGGCACUGGCUCUUCCUCCCAUCAUCACCACUCGUCGCACAGUAAUAGCUCCCAAAAUGUCUCUCACAAUUCCAACUCGGUGGCCCACCAGCAGCAUCACCACCAACCCCCUCAGCAGCAGGUUGUGUCCAAGCACAACCAUGGCCAGCCCCCGCCGCCGCAAAAAGAUACCAGCAGCGGCGGGUCAACAGCUAGUGGGCCUGUUGCCCUGCAGAAACCCAGAAACUACAAGCUGCUGGUCGAUCCAUUUUUGAAGAAAGGAGCCACCAAAGUUUAUAGGUACGAUGGGCUUGUACCAGGUGAUCCCACGUAUCCUGCAGUCCAGGUCAGGGAUCCACGCUCCCAGUUAACCCGAAUAUGGACAAGGUUAGACAAGAUGGAUUUACCUGUGCCAAGAUUCAAGAUUGACGCUAAUUAUUGUGGUGAUCCUCCUCCCUUAGAAGUAACAUUUUGCCAUUUGAAUGAUAAUAUUGAUAGGACUUUUCUUACUGAUAUGGUUCAAAAGUUUGGACCAACGGAAGAACUCACAAUAUAUUAUCAUCCUGUCACAAAUAAGCAUCUUGGUAUAGCAAGAGUUGUUUUUGAAACUACAAAGGCUUCUAAAGCAUGUGUAGAGAAACUUAAUAAUACGUCUGUAAUGGGUAAAGUGCUAAGGGUAUUUUUGGAUCCCUUUGGCGACGAGUGUCGAAAGCUUUAUGAAGAUUUAACUGUAGAAAAGAAAGUUGAAAAGAAAGUAGAGAAAAAAGUCAAGGAAGAGCCUCAGACUCCAGCCCCAGUUAUUCCACCUACAACGUCGAUUAAGAAUGAGGUGGAACAAAAUAAGAGAGGGCAGACACCUCUUGUCUCAGCAGAAAAGACUUCAACGACAGCAACGGAUGAGAGGGACAGCAGGCAUAAUAAAAAGUCAAGCCACGAAAAAAGUAGAGAUUCAUAUGUAGAAAAUUCUAGGUUUACUAGUAAAAUGACCCCCAACUUUCGCGGGGAUUAUCCGACCCCCGGCGGUACCAGUACCAGUAGCAAUGAGCUGGGCUUUAGUACUCCCAGUGAACUGAACUAUCCCAGCAAUUUCUCCCAGAACUCAACGCCAGCCAGUAACUAUGACUACUUUUACGGGAACUACCAUCACCAUCACCAUCAUCCACCUCCGCAUCAUCACACAGCUGCAAAUCCAGCAGCAGCCAACUUUAUCGGAGGCUUGCCACCUCCAGGGGUUACCCAGCAGCAAAACCUUCUUAACCAAGCGAAUGCUGGUGUUUGGUGGCCCAAUGCUGGAGCACCUGAGACUCGAGGCGCGGUGUACCCACCAAAUACUUCCUGGCCGCCGCCAGGUAUUAUACCACCUGAUGGCGCCCUGGUUCCCAUGACCACAGUCCCAGGCCGCAACGAUCUCGCAGUAGCUAACAGUUUCAAAUCGGCCGGUUCUAAGAAAAAAGACUCUGACUCUCCCGCGGAUUCGGAUUCCAUUCACACGCCAACGAAGGAGCAGCGCCGAGGUGAAUCACCGUCCGAGCAACGCAAGACCCUGGACCUUGAUACCCGAAUAGCUAUGCUACUGAAGGAUAAGGCGGGUGGUAUGGCUCCGCCAUUUCUUCAGUUCGGUAGCGACAGCGAGGACGAAAGAAAAUCGGCUGCAGACGAGGAGAUGCUGUCUAAUCCACCUAGUCCCUUCCUUACUAACGACCUCUACGAGGCCUGCUUCCAGAAAGCACAGCAGCGUAACAGGGAAAGGCGCAGAGUACGCGAGAACAGCUUGAAUCAGAUACCAAAGUCGGCGGGAGUUGACGAGGAUUUGGGAAGUAUUAUUAGUUCGAGUGAGGAUGAGGCACUGUUGGGGAGCUAUAGUCCGACAACGGCGGCAACCGGGUCAAAGGAGCCCGAGCCACCCAAAGAACAGCCCCAACCACCACCUCCACCACUUGAUGAUGAUCGCAUGUCCCUUAGUCCUCUUAGUUCCGGUGAUGAAAAGAUCGAAGAGAUCUCGCACGAACCCGUUAAUCAGCACCUUUUCACUUAUCCAAACGUUGCACACCUGCACCACUACCCGGCGGGAGCAGGUGUAGCUGCAGCUGCCGCUGCUGCUGCUGCAGCGACGACGAAUCACCAUCAGCAGGUCUAUCAACCUCAUCAUCACCAGCAGCCUCCACCGCAUCCACCGCCACAGGGACAACAACAAUGGCCCAGGCCAGCACAGUACCCAUUUUCUUACACCAUUGGAGCGACGGCUGCCGCGGCCGCAGCCUAUAUUCCUGGCCAAUAUGGUCAACCGGCUCCGGCAGUGGCUGCAACAGGAUUACACGGAGCAUCGGUUGCCGGUAUGCCACCACUUGGGCCUGGAACUGCAGGUCAGAAUUCGGGAUAUUAUCCUAACUUCCAGUCCAGACUACAAGCGAUGGCCAAUCAUAGUAUAACUAAGGAUAAUCCACAGGGCGCUACUAUUCAAGCCGUACUGAAUCGAGUAGUAAAUGAACUCAAGCAGAUCCUCAAGAAAGACUUCAACAAGAAGAUGGUUGAAAAUACUGCUUUCAAACUCUUUGAUGUCUGGUGGGACGACAAGAAGUCUGAAAAAGGAGUCCCGCUGGCCGGUACAAUUUUAAGCAGCACUGUCAACAAUGCGGCAACCCCAGCCGCGGUCGCGACCAACGAUGCAACAGCGGUGACGGUAACCGCGGCCACUGCCCCGACAAACAACGCUAUAACCGCUGUUGCUACUGCUGCUGUUGCUGCUGCUAAAGAGGAGCCUAAAAACCAUCUAAGCCAAAGAGCUUCUCUGCUCGAGCAGGCAACAACACCAUUGGGUCUUAACUACGAAGGUUUUGGUCUGGGUAUAAGGGCUAGUAUGCCGAAAAUGCCAUCAUUCAGGCGCAAAAUAAAAGUACCAAGUCCGGUGGCGCCGCAAGAUGAAGAGGACAGCCGACAAUCUGUAGAGGGCCGGGGUGCUGUUGAAAACAUAGUUGCUAAUGCUGAAGCUAUCGAUAGUGAUAGUGAUUUGGAUGCGACGCUUGCUCCGCAAAAGUCUGCAACCAAGAGGCAGAUCGCAAGUCUUCCUAGCAGUUCGUCAUCCUCUUCCUCCUCGUCUACGUCAUCCGAGGACGAAAGUAGUUCGAGCAGUAGCAGCAGCAGUAGCAGCGAUUCGUCGAGUUCUAGUGAUAGUUCUGAUGAUGAGGUCGCCGAUACAUUUGCGAAAGCGAAACUGGCCCGCGAUAGUCAGGAUCCGGAGAUACUUGCGGUUCUGCGGUCGUUGACCUGUAAAACACCAGAGGAUGGCCCGCGAACACCUAUACCGAAGAUAGACAUAUUCGAGAGUGCCGCAUCGUAUGACUUCCCGCAGAUCGAAGACUUUGAAGAAGAAGAUGAGGAAAUGGCCUACUCAGAUACUACUGAAACCAAAGAGAUCAAGCAAGAGGAGGAGAUCAACAACGCUAAUGAAAUGUCUGCCAAGCGACAUGCAUCGGAAUGGUCUGAUCGAGCGAUGGUCACACCGGUCACGGGUGUUGCGAUAAAGCAAGAGACAAUGCCAGCUAUCGUGCCCCACGACAUCAAGAACAUGGAGAGCUCUGCAAUCGAAGCUCUGAUAUCACUCGCUGGUCAAGAUAACAAACCACCGGUCACAAGGGUUCCCAGUCCAGUGCCGAUAAAACCGGCUCCAGUCGGCGGCAAUAUUAUUAGAAAACUGCAGACGAUGUCUGAUAGGUACAUAAACGAUGAGCCGAUCUUGAAGGAAUCCGAAAAAAUCGAUAUGUUUAGCGAAAUUCCAACUAGCGAAUCUGAGGAAGAAGAGAGCUUAGAGGUCAGGAGGCAGAGAUGUCAAGCUGGAUUACAGCAAACCGCAGAGGCCCGUCCUAGGUCGCAAGUUUGUCGAGUUUAUCUAGAGCAUUCUUACUCUCUGCUUCCUUCACAGCAGCAGGAAGUGCUAGAACAACAGAAACAAGUUCCUUCGAUGCAACAGCCUCUCGUUCUUACGCCAUCAGAAGUGCAACCCGCAAAAUCGACUGUGGUUGCUCAAAAUCUCGAAAAAUCUGACUUGAAGAAUCUGAGCAGCAGUGUAAAUAAGGAACGCGUGGAGAAGAAAAAGAAUAAACAUGUGAAAAUUAACAACAACGCGGUAUUACUAGAAAAGAGUCAUGAGCGCGAGAAGGAGAAUAUUCGGAUACCACCGUCGUCGUUUGAGAGAUUGGUGCCGCCGUCGUCGCUGUCCGAGUCACUGCCACCCUCGCAUCACUAUGCCACGCCAACGAUUUACAAAGAGCGUGAUCUCAUGUCCGAAAUGGAAAUACUCUAUGAAUUCCUGACGCGAGGCAUCGACCACGAGGAUGUAGAGUACUUACGCAGGAGUUACGAAGCCCUACUUGCCGAUGACACUCAGAGUUAUUGGCUCAACGAUACGCAUUGGGUCGAUCAUCCAGCGACAGAUAUACCUAGUCCUGCUAAACGGCGGAAGAGAGACGAGGUGCGGUUGCACGUUACUGGCUGCGCCCGUACGGAGGGUUACUACAAAGUAGACUUGAAAGACAAACUGAAACAUAAGCAUCACUACGCGCAAAGUAUUCAACGAAACGAGGAUGUACGAGAAAGCACCGGUAGUGGUGGUCGAGUAGUCGGUGGUCUAGAUAGCAGUAGUAGUUUAGCGAUAAAUGGACCAAAGGUUAACUCGAAAGCUCUUACCGGAAAAAUGCAAGCAUUGUCGCGAGAAGCCAGGAGCAAUCAAAGGCGCUUAUUAACGGCCUUUGGCAUAGAUACUGAUAGCGAUCUUCUCAAAUUCAAUCAACUUAAAUUCCGGAAAAAACAAUUGAAGUUUGCGAAAUCCGGAAUUCACGAUUGGGGACUAUUUGCCAUGGAGCCUAUUGCAGCCGACGAGAUGGUGAUAGAAUACGUUGGGCAAAUGAUCAGGCCAAUAGUUGCCGAUCUGCGUGAAACGCAAUACGAAGCCACGGGCAUUGGCAGUUCCUAUUUAUUCCGUAUCGAUUUGGACACUAUAAUCGACGCGACCAAAUGUGGAAAUCUCGCUCGAUUCAUCAAUCACAGUUGUAAUCCGAAUUGUUACGCCAAGGUUAUUACCAUUGAGAGCCAGAAAAAAAUUGUGAUUUAUAGUAAGCAGCCGAUUGGAGUCAACGAAGAAAUAACGUAUGACUACAAGUUCCCGCUGGAAGACGACAAAAUCCCUUGUUUAUGCGGAGCACCUCAAUGUCGGGGGACUCUUAAUUAAAUCACUCAUUUUAUAUUGCUUCAUCAAGCUCAUCUCUCCCAUUUUUCCUGCUCUGUACUAGGCAUUGUGCAUUGUGUCCCACUCAUAUUUUUGUAAAUAAAAAAAAUCUCCAUGUAAACGUUUUAUAAGAACAUAAAA
Molecule: messenger RNA, 6873 nt
Organism: Nasonia vitripennis (jewel wasp)
Lineage: Eukaryota; Metazoa; Arthropoda; Insecta; Hymenoptera; Pteromalidae
Gene: Set1
Product: histone-lysine N-methyltransferase SETD1A
Exons: 10
Coding region: 1429-6735 (1768 amino acids)
Cellular component (GO): Set1C/COMPASS complex
Molecular function (GO): histone H3K4 methyltransferase activity; RNA binding; protein binding
Source: RefSeq, a predicted model, not a curated record